Molecule: messenger RNA, 2086 nt
Organism: Musa acuminata subsp. malaccensis (wild Malaysian banana)
Lineage: Eukaryota; Viridiplantae; Streptophyta; Magnoliopsida; Zingiberales; Musaceae
Product: vacuolar cation/proton exchanger 1a
Biological process (GO): intracellular calcium ion homeostasis; calcium ion transmembrane transport
Cellular component (GO): plant-type vacuole membrane
Molecular function (GO): calcium:proton antiporter activity
Source: RefSeq, a predicted model, not a curated record
GUUCUUAUUAUUUAACAUCAUAUGUUUUAUAGUUCUUAAUUACUCUCAGUUUUAGCAAUCAAACACACACACACUGUUAGAAGCCUCUCUUUCUGGCAUUAACACAAACAGAAGAAACGCAUCACUUCGGGCGAGCCAUUGCCACAGAAUUCUUGUUUUUUGUCUGAUUACAAUUCAUUGUCUCACGAUAAAUAUCUGCAAUGAUAGCCCACGAAGCUUCCUGGAACCUGAUCGCACCCAAUUAUGAGCUAUAUUUUCGUGUAUUUUUACUUGUUUUUUGUUUUAUAGAGGCUGAGAGUUUGCUGUAUCAGACACGGAGUGAUAACGCUUGCAGAAGUUGCACUGCGGACAACGUAGCAGCCAUGGCAUCGACGGGGUACGAGGCAGCGAGGCGCCUCGAGGCAGGCAACCCCAAAGGCGGCUCCGGCAGCCGCACCGCGCACGGCCACGGCCACGGCCGCACCGCGCACAACAUGUCCUCGUCGUCGCUGCGCAAGAAGUCGGACCUAUCGUUGUUGUCGAAGGUCCGCUGCGGCCUCCUCAGGACCAUCCUCACCAACCUGCAGGAGAUCUUCCUCGGCACCAAGCUCUUCAUCCUCUUCCCCGCCGUCCCCCUCGCCAUCGCCGCCAACUACCUCCAUUUUGGACGCGCCUGGUUGUUUGCUUUGAGUCUGCUUGGCCUCACCCCUCUUGCCGAGCGUGUCAGCUUCCUCACAGAGCAAAUCGCAUAUUACACCGGUCCUACUGUUGGUGGGCUGCUGAACGCAACCUGUGGCAACGCCACGGAGCUGAUCAUAGCUCUAUUUGCGUUGCACCGUGGGAAGAUCGAGGUGGUGAAGUGCUCCUUGGUUGGAUCUAUCCUAUCCAACCUACUGCUUGUUCUUGGAUCCUCCCUCUUCCUUGGAGGCAUCGCCAACCUGCACAAGGAACAGUCCUUCGAUCGAAAGCAAGCUGAUGUGAACACCGGUCUUCUGCUGCUGGGUGCGCUUUGCCACAUCUUGUUGUUGGCGUUCGAUCACGCAGUCAGCUCCGGCGAGCAAGCAGCGGAUGCGGCUCCGAGAUUGUGGCUGUCGAGGGCGUGCAGCAUCGUCAUGCUCCUCGCCUACGUCGCUUACCUUUUCUUCCAGCUGAAGACCCACCGCCAACUCUACGAGUCGGAAGAGGAGCAAGACGAUGACAACGACGAUGCGGUAGCUCAAGACGAGGCAGUCAUCGGAUUCCCGAGCGCAUUGGCUUGGCUGCUGGGCAUGACGGCUGUGAUUGCCAUACUGUCUGAGUACGUUGUUGCAACCAUUGAGGCUGCUUCGGAUUCCUGGGGAAUCUCUGUGAGUUUCAUCAGCAUUAUCUUGCUCCCAAUAGUUGGCAACGCAGCAGAGCAUGCAGGUGCCAUCAUUUUUGCCUUCAAGAACAAGCUGGAUAUCACUCUUGGUGUUUCACUUGGAUCAGCAACCCAGAUCUCCAUGUUUGUGGUUCCAUUAAGUGUGAUUGUAGCCUGGAUAAUGGGAAUCAAGAUGGAUCUUGAUCUUGAACUGCUGGAAACUGGCUCACUCAUCAUGGCAAUACUGAUAACAGCCUUCACAUUACAGGAUGGCACUUCACACUACUUGAAAGGACUUGUGCCCCUCCUUUGUUACCUGGCAAUUGGUGCAUGCUUCUUCGUGUCCAAAUCACCAGCAAAUCAAAUACAUGAUGUAAAUGCUGGUGUUCUGACCACAUCAACUGGAGUUACUGUGGCCUAGUUAACAGUAUGAUCUGUAAACGAAAAGUUGAAGCUGAACAAGAAUUGGCAUGCCAAAAAAGGGAGAAAAAUCUCAAGAAAGUCACUGAUCCGUUGGCUUACUCAGGAGGAACCUUUUCAUGCUGGAGGAGUGGGAAAUGGCUGAUAAGUAGGAGGAUGGCACCAACUUUUCCAUGAAACCUUGUUGAAGAACAUGGAACAUGGAAGACCAUAUGCUAUUGAGUUUGUAGCUAUAUGAACUGUAAAUAUUUUUCUUCUUUGCAUAUUUCCUGUUGUCCAUUGCCUUUGUUAUUUUCAUUUGAUGUUACAUUGAGUGAAUAGAUGUUCAGAUCUCAUGAUAUAGCAACA